Humulus lupulus (European hop) is the source of this 1758-nucleotide messenger RNA. RefSeq lists its product as uncharacterized. Bases 1 to 1557 code for a protein of 518 amino acids. The record is from RefSeq and is a predicted model, not a curated record. The transcript is spliced from 3 exons. Gene Ontology annotation, molecular function: zinc ion binding. Lineage: Eukaryota; Viridiplantae; Streptophyta; Magnoliopsida; Rosales; Cannabaceae.
AUGAGGGAUGAGUUGAAAGACAACUUUGGCAUCGAGGCAACUAACAAACACUUAUGGAAAGCGAGACGGAAGGCAAAAGGAGAUGUUGGUGGUGGUUAUGUACACUCCUAUGCAAUUUUAAGGAGAUAUGUUGUUAUGAUUCAUCGCACUAUCCCUAGGAGUGCUGCUAUUGUACAAAGUCAACUUGUGCCUAUCAAUAUAGAUGAUGGUGAGAUUGUAAAAGCCCCAAGAAUGCAGCCACAAUUCAAGAGAAUUUUCGUCUGCUAUGAACGGGUCAAAAAUGGCUUCUUAGCCGGAAGUAGACCAUUUUUUGGAUUAGAUGGAUGUCAUCUAAAAGGGCCAUACAAAGGCAUUUUUUUGGCUGCUGUGGGGGUUGAUGCAAACCUCCACUUCUACCCCCUUGCUUAUGCAAUAGUUGAAGGACUAAUUGAGGUUGUGGCUGCUAUACCAGAGGCAGAACACCGAUAUUGUUGUUUUCAUAUUGAGAACAACAUGAUAAAAAAGUUUGGAACAUCACAACUAAGGGGUCUGUUUUGGGCAGCAGCUGAGACAGCAAAUUUCAACACUUUCAAGCACAUUAUGGACAUGAUAAAAGAAUUCAACUCAGAGGCACAUGAGUGGUUAUCAAAUAUUGAUUUCAAUCAUUGGACUUUGAGCAAGUUUGUCACUAGAGCAAAGGUAGAACACAUUACCAACAAUUUCGUUGAGUCAUUCAAUGAUUGGAUAGAGGAGCAUCGUUACAAGCCUCCAGUGGAUCUGUUGGAAGGGCUAAGAAUGCAACAAUCAGCCAUGAUGUAUGCUAGGAAAAAGACUGCAGAAAGAUGGGAGCACAAGCUCACUCCAAAGGUCCAUCAAAAGGUACACGAACUACUCAAGAAAGGUCGACGAGCACACGUAACAAGGGUUGGUGAAGAAGAAUUUCAGGUUGAUUAUGACAAGAAAAUUUGUAUUGUAAGAUUAAAUGAAUGGUACUGCAUUUGUGGGCAAUGGCAUGUCAGAGGAAUACCGUGCAUACACGCAGCUGCUUGUAUAAGCAAAAUUAGGGCCAACAUAGAAGAUUAUUGCUCACCAUACUUCACCACUGAAAUGUGGAGGAAGACUUUCCAGGGUGUAAUUCAUCCCAUAGCUGAUGAAUCUAUAUGGCCUGAGUUUGAUGAUGAAGAACUAUUGCCUCCUGUCAUAAAGGUGCAACCAGGAAGAACCAAAAAACAUCGCAGAAGAAGAGUUCCUGGAGAGGAGAGACCAUUACCAUCAAUGAUAGAAAACCAGCCACAGAGACAUGUUUCUAGCAGCAAAAAGUGUAAGAAUUGUCAUGAGUUUGGGCAUAACAAGAGGACUUGCAAGAAUCCGAGCAUCAUAUCACAAAAUCAACCGCCUGAAGGCUCUGCUCAAGCACAAGUACCACUUGAAGGCUCAUCUCAAGCACAAGUACCACCACCAACAGGCAGGGGCUGUGGAAAGACAAGUGCUCGAGGCAAAAAAGAUGCACCAACAACAAAAAGCAAAGGCAGAGAUCGAGGUCGAGGUUCAAGUUGGGAGCUUAGAUGCAUCUCUUGAGGAGAUGCACUUGUCUGGAGCACCAUUAGAUAUUUUCUUAACUCAGGAUACUUAGUGGAAUCACAACCACAACAAAAACUUUGGAAGAACAUUAUAUAUUUUGUCUUAGGUUAUAUAUGCCUUCUUUUGUUCAUUUUGUAUGGCAUAAACCAUAGAUAAUUGUGUUGGAUUUAUUUUGUGCUGACUUUAAUUUGUACAUGU